AUGCCUGGCGGCCGCCGCGAUAGCGACCAGACGCCCAUUUCCGCCCUCAAACCCGACGAGGCGGGCGGCUUUCGGCAGCGGUGCCCUGAGAAAGCUUUCAUAAAUGGGUUUGCGCUGCACUCGACAGGACGUCCGCACACAGCGCAGCGCAAUCGUACAAUUGAUCUCCAUGUCGCACGGCCUCGCACAUAUUCCCGUGCUAUCGAGUACCGCCAUGACUGGGAUCACACGCGACGGCAUUCUCUUCCGAACCAAACCUAG
Molecule: messenger RNA, 261 nt
Organism: Sparassis crispa
Lineage: Eukaryota; Fungi; Basidiomycota; Agaricomycetes; Polyporales; Sparassidaceae
Exons: 1
Coding region: 1-261 (86 amino acids)
Source: RefSeq, a predicted model, not a curated record